CUUGCACAAGCUAGUUGUUUAGUGACCCACCAGAGGGCGACCGACGGGGACGGGUCGGCGCCCGGUACAGCACGCGAAGUGCUCGGCCAUGUGCGCGUCGCGUCCACGACGGCAGGGCACCAACUGGUGGAGGUUGUCCACGCCGAGUCGCCGAGGUGGUGACGCUGUGGUUGUUGAUGGGCUUGGCGGGAUCCUGCUCAGUCGUCCAUCAAGUCGUCGUGACGUGAUGUGUCAUUAAGAUGAUGUCCCGUCAGCCUCCUUGCCCGUUGGUCGGCGUCCCAUAAUUUCCACGAGCAGUGCCCAGUCGACGGCUGCAACACCUACCCAUUGCCCUGCUUCAGCAUGAGGCGCUGUUUGUCGUCCCAGUGUCACUCAGUGGUAAUGGGGGCCGUUCACCCGGAUAUCCCCCAUCCCCCGCAUGGGAGGUGGGUGGAGGUGGUCCGCGCGACGACGCCAACAAGCCAUUGAACGCGACCUCCUACCAAAGCCCGUUAUUUGGAGUCACAACCUCAGUGCUCUUAACCUGACGACCCACACUCACGAAGAAUAAAUAACCAGAUCCAUCGCGGAAUGUUCCGCUGCCAUGCGAUGCGAUGGGCAGUCGCCGAAAGACACUCAAGCCGUAACAACUGCGCCAACCGCUUACUUACCUCCCAACUCUCCACCAAUGCCCUCAAACCAAGUGGUCGCAAUCUCGCGCGACGCAACCGCUGCCGGGCUCCACCUUGACCUGUUCGCCCUCGGCGCCGAUGGGGCAGUGUACACCUCUUGGCGGGUCCCAGGCGGCGAGUACACUGGCGCUUCGCACGAGUGGCUACGGCUAGGUCAUCCCCCCGCUGGGCCGUUGCGCGCAGGCACCGCUUUGACGGCUGUCUCGCGCGCGCGCGACUAUAUCGACGUGUUCGUCGUCGCUGGGGACGGGAACGCAUACCGCGCCUCAUGGGCUGGCACUUGGGGCCAGUGGGAGAACAUCAGCACGGCGCUAGAGCACAAGUUUGAGCCGGGCGCCUCCAUCGCCGCUGUACUUCGAUCUCCGCGCCACGUCGACUUGUUUGCCGUCGCCAACGGCGAGGUCGUCACUGCGUUCCUCGUCGACGGGGCCCUGACGUCCGCGGGGCAGUGGUACCCCCUCUGGCGGGGCGCCGACGGCCCGCUCAACCCCGGCGCGAGCAUCGCUACUGCCUCUGGUGGCGAGAACGACCUGGUCAUCUUCACCUCGACCGGGCGGGACAGCGUCUGGGCGCGCAGGUGGGACGGCAGCUGGGGGCUGUGGCACCGCGUCCCGUUCUUCCGAAACACCAGCCGUGAAGGGCCGUACGUAGCCGCCGGGGCGCCGCUCGCGGUUGUUUGCACAGCGCAACAGUACCGCCUUUACACUGUGGUCGAGGACGCGCGUGGCGCACGUGUCGGAUUCGCGACGACGGGGACCGGUCGCGAGCACUGGCCCAGCUUCUGGGGCGCUGGCGUCCUUGGCGGCGACGAUACUCCUGGACAUCUCGCUGCCAGCAGCCCCGUCAGUGCCGCGCUGGAGCAAGCCGGCGAUGAGUGCGCUGUGCGUGUCGCGGCUUUCUCCACUACCGGACACGCCCUGACGGUCGUCAACGACACAUUCCCUCAUGAGUGGGAGGACGCCGGCGGGUCGUUCCCGCCUGGGAGCGCGCUCGCGCUCGUCCCAGCGGCGCGCGGCAGCUGCCACCUGUUCGGGGUGACCAACGGACGCGUAUACACUCGCGACGUGCUCAAUGACCGCGUAGUUGGCGAGUGGCGGUGUAUUGGCGGCGAGCGGGGCGUGCGGUUCGUCGACGCGUCGGACGCGGCCGCCACAGUACCUCCCUCGACGGGCUCGGCCAUGCCCGCGCCAGCACCGCAGCCCGCGGCGCCACCUCCAGCGCCGCCCCUCGAUCGCAAGGUGUUUGCGCUCCGCUGCGCAGGCGGCAUCCUCGAAACACAGGGCAGAGGUUACCCGGCCAACACGCAACUUACCCUCCUCGUAAACUGGUCCUACAACGACACGGUGAUCACCGACGGCGGGUACGACGCCAUACCUAUCGGGCGCGCCGACGCCGACGGCAACUGGACGAGCAAGGACGAUAUAUCAGGGCCCCUGCGCAGCUGGUUCCUCGACCGCAAGCUGUCUGGUGUCGGCGUGCCGUUGACGCUGCAGGUCAACGCACGAGACGAGAGCGGGAAGGUUGCGCAGAAGGAGGCGAGACUGUACAACAUUGGGUUCUCGGCGUAGACGCCGUGCACGGCGUUAGGUGACCGGUACUGUCAGCGCGAUGCACGCUGUCUCUUGAG
Molecule: messenger RNA, 2298 nt
Organism: Vanrija pseudolonga
Lineage: Eukaryota; Fungi; Basidiomycota; Tremellomycetes; Trichosporonales; Trichosporonaceae
Exons: 4
Coding region: 584-2239 (551 amino acids)
Source: RefSeq, a predicted model, not a curated record